Blastomyces dermatitidis ER-3 is the source of this 162-nucleotide messenger RNA. RefSeq lists its product as uncharacterized. Lineage: Eukaryota; Fungi; Ascomycota; Eurotiomycetes; Onygenales; Ajellomycetaceae. The transcript has a single exon. The coding region runs from base 1 to 162 and encodes 53 amino acids. The record is from RefSeq and is a predicted model, not a curated record.
AUGUCAUCCCCCUUCAAAUAUUCUGCGGUCCUGCGGACCACCAAGGCGCGUGAGCGCUGUCACAGAUUGAAGGAAGAGAAGAAGAAGGCAUUCAAGCGCGGGGAGACAGAUUGCAAGGCAUGUUAUAAUGCCUUGAAGAGACUCUGCAAGAGAGCAGAAUGA